AUGCCCGAGACGCAUUGUUGGACAGCUCCGUGUGCAAAUGCCGUUCCAGCGUCACGAUUACCCAAGCCGAUCGACAGGGUCUAUCUGGCUCGAUCCAUUCACCGUCGUCAUGGAUGCUUGUCGUGCAACAAAAGAGACCACUUGAUCUUCGACUUUUGGCCAUUAUCCAUCCAUUUCACCAACGUCCAGCUUCUCUCCCCGCAUCGAGCUCGCAUGCCACUCAGAGCAUCGUUCUUCCGUCCCUUGCUACGUUCCGUCUCGACCACCAACCUCAUCACUGCAACUUGUCGUAUAACCACUACACCACCGCACCUUCUGCCUCGCACCUACUCAACAUCCCCUCCAACGAUGGCACCCAAACGCAGGCCAGCAUCCCCGCCUCACGACGAGGACGAAAAGGCGCUCGACCCCAAACUCGCCGAACACCCCGACGAAGACGAAUCCGAAACCUCCAAGCCUCCCUCGCAAAAGCGACAGAAAAAGUCGUCCUCUUCUUCCAAACGCUCAGCAGUCGUUACCGGCGGACCAAAAGUCGAAUCGCAAUACGGUUCCUCCGCGUACGCCAAGUCGGGCGACGACUGGCAUCGCUCCGACUUCAACCCUUCCCCUCGCGGUCGCACCGACUCUAAGACCCCGCUUCAGGAGCUCGAGGCUGCACUCAAGACGCACGCUCCCAGCAAACACAACGAUGCGGGAGACGGGAAAAACGUCGUGUACUGGAUGAGGAUGCACGACCUUCGCAUCCACGACAACCGUGCGCUCGCACACGCCUCUGCUCUCGCGCAGGAGAGACGCAAGAAGAAGAAGGGCGGGAAUCUGAUCGCCUUGUUCGUAAUCACCCCCGCCGACUACAAGGCGCACGAUCGAGGCGCCAGACGCAUCGAUUUCGUCCUCCGCACGCUCGCCUCGCUCAAAAAGGAGUUGGACAAACUCAACAUCCCCUUUGUCGUAUACACCCACACCGACAGACCUCGAACGUCGAUCGGCGAAAAGGUAUUCUCGCUCUGCAAGCAGUGGAACGCCUCGCAGCUCACAGCCAACAUCGAGUACGAAGUCGACGAGCUCUGGAGGGAUCUAGCUAUGCUGGAGCAGAAGGACAAAGGUGGGGUGAGUUUUAGCUUGUUCCACGACUGCUAUGUCGUUCCGCCGGGGAGGGUGGUGACGAACGAUGGGAGGCCGUACAGUGUUUUCAGUCCGUGGAAUCGGAGGUGGACGGACUGCAUUGCCAAGGAUGCGUCGUUGAUCGAGGAGAGUCCGGAUCCAGAGGCGAACGAUGCAGGUGCGAGAAAGGAUUCCACCGUGGGCAAACUUUUCGAUCUGGACAAACUGGGUGGAGGGUUUGGCAUUCCGGAGGAGUUGGAAGGGUUCGAAUGCAAGGAUCGCGAGUACAUGGCCAAGCUGUGGCCUGUCUCCGAUGGCGCACCGAAGCAGGUGCUCGACAACUUCAUGUCCGGAAAGGGUGGGGAGACGGCACUCGAUCGACCUGCCAACGAGCCUUCCACCAAAGACGUCGGUGGCAACACGAAGGAAUCGCGUCUAGCACGGUACGCCGAGGGACGGAACCUGAUGAACGAAAACGGCACUUCGCGUAUCAGCCCCUACCUCGCUGCUGGACUCGUCUCCCCGCGCGAGUGUCUCCGUCGAACGCGCGCGCUCACCAAGGGAAAACUUCAAGUCGGAAGAGACAGCGGUGCAGCGAUGUGGAAUACCGAGAUCUCCUUCCGCGAUUUCUACGGUCACGUCCUCGCCGCGUGGCCCAAAGUAUGCAUGGGACACGCGUUCAUCACCAAGUACGAAAACGUCAAGUGGGAGACCUCCUCCUCGACACUCGAGGCGUGGAAAGCCGGUCUCACCGGCUACCCGAUCGUCGAUGCCGCCCAACGUCAGUGCAUCCAACAGGGGUACAUCCACAACCGCGGUCGAAUGAUCACCGCCAUGUUCCUCACCAAGCACCUCCUCCACGACUGGCGCGAAGGUGAACGUUUCUUCUCGCUCAAUUUCAUCGAUCAGGAUUUCGCCUCCAACAACGGCGGUUGGCAGUGGAGCGCCAGUACGGGCACCGAUCCUCAGCCGUACUUUAGGAUCUUCAAUCCGUUGAGUCAGAGCGAGAAGAGCGAUCCGAUGGGAGAGUACAUACGACACUUUGUGCCCGAGUUGAAGGGUGUCAAGGGUAAUGCGAUUCAUGAUCCGUACCGUAGGUUGGGGAAGGCGGAGUUUGAGAAGCUGGGGUAUCCGAAGCCGAUCGUCGAGCAUGCGGAGGCAAGGCAGAGGGCGUUGAGGAGGUACAAGAAUCCCGGUGACGAGUAA
Molecule: messenger RNA, 2307 nt
Organism: Pseudozyma hubeiensis SY62
Lineage: Eukaryota; Fungi; Basidiomycota; Ustilaginomycetes; Ustilaginales; Ustilaginaceae
Exons: 1
Coding region: 1-2307 (768 amino acids)
Biological process (GO): circadian regulation of gene expression; entrainment of circadian clock by photoperiod
Cellular component (GO): nucleus; cytoplasm
Molecular function (GO): FAD binding; DNA binding
Source: RefSeq, a predicted model, not a curated record